Myripristis murdjan (pinecone soldierfish) is the source of this 2172-nucleotide messenger RNA. RefSeq names its product interleukin 11a (gene il11a). Gene Ontology annotation, cellular component: cytoplasm. Gene Ontology annotation, molecular function: cytokine activity; growth factor activity. Gene Ontology annotation, biological process: positive regulation of cell population proliferation; positive regulation of MAPK cascade. The coding region runs from base 105 to 710 and encodes 201 amino acids. Lineage: Eukaryota; Metazoa; Chordata; Actinopteri; Holocentriformes; Holocentridae. The record is from RefSeq and is a predicted model, not a curated record. The transcript has 5 exons.
GGAGCACGUGACAAUUUCCGGAGUUCAAUUUAUUUAUUAAUUUUUCUGUAUUUAUUUAUUUAUCUGCGUUUGUUUGCUGCUCUAUCUCUUGGACCCGAACCAAUAUGAGAUUGCUGGUCGACUCCUCCUCAUCCCUCCUUUUCUCGCUGCUAUUGGCUCAGCUGCCAGUGUUUACGUCUGCCUCUCCAGUCCCUCAGCGGCGGCUCCACGACCUGGAUAGAUUGUCUAAUCAGACAAAAAAUCUACUGAAGCUCACCCAAGAUCUGCUGAGAGAGCACGCGUUUGACUCAGACAUAGAGCCCCACAGGUUCGGGUCUCUGCCAGCAAUGGGCAACAGAGCAGCCAAUGACCUCAACAACCUUGAGCUGAAACCCACACUCUCACAGCUGCAUGCUGACCUGAAGCUGUUCGAGCACCACUUUGAGUGGCUGAACAAGGUGUCGAAAAAGCACCACCACCCCGCACUGCCCAAACUGGGAGAGAUGAUCAGAGAAAUGAAAUCGCUCAUCUCCCUUCUACACCGUCAGAUGCAGAGAGUUGAAGCACCAAGGUUGACUCCAGCGCCCCCCUCACUCCCACCUCACCUCCCCUAUCAGUUUGAUGUCCUUCAGUCCUCCCAUGAGCUUCUGCAGCAAUUCAAACUCUUCUGUGACUGGGCGUAUCGAGCAUUCAUUUGCCUCAAGCCCAAAAUUUCUGCAGUACAACGAUGAUCCAUAACCUGCAGUAUAUACUGGCUGCAGCGCCAGUAAGGAUGCAUGGAGUCCCACCUCAGCCAAGGGGGAAUCAGGACCACAAAAGUGUGCACUGUAGUCAAUAGCAUCUCUAAGAAGCCCAAACUUCAACCAAGGAUAUGUGUGUUGAGGAAUGUGUUUCCAUCAGAGCCAAUGAGGAUGCGCUAUACUGCAGCCAUUUACGGUCGUCAAGAUUCACCUUGCGGCAAAUUGCCAAUUUAACUAUGAUGAACAUGUCAUGAUCCCCAAACCUAUCUCUCAAAGGCCUUGUUCAUGAUCAUGUUAUUUAUGUAUUUAUUUAUUUAUUGACUAUUAAUAAUUUAUUUAAUGUUAUUUAUUUAAGUUUGUAAUGUGUCACUCUCUCCUUUAUUUCUUUCUCAAAGUGAAUUUAGUUUUCUGUAUCUUUGUACUCUUUCUUCUCUUUUCUGCAACUGAUUCUCAAGAAAACAAAUGAAAAAAAAGUACACACAGUAGCACUUCCUGAUUCUGUAGCUGUUGUGCUGAUUUAGUUUUAAACUAACUUAAUUCAAUCUAGUUUUUAUGUUUUUCUUCAGCCAAUAAUUCUUCCAGUAGAUGUAGCAUACAUUUGGGUCAGCCAAGGUUUUCUAUCUCUCUCUCUUUUACAAUGCUCUUUCAGAAUAAAUUUCAAUAGAUUUUGGUAAUGGGAUCUUCCAAUUAUGUCAAAUGUGCCACCUAGUAACAUUUCAAACAACGUCCUAUGAAAUAAAUUGCAUUUAUCCGUACAUGUCAGGAUGGUUUCCAAACACAAGAGCAUGAAUAGUUUCUUUUGUGCCACAGGCUGAGUUUGUACAGUGCCUGUUUCUCCUGUUCUGCAUGAGGAGGCAUAUCUAAUGUUGUGGUAAAAUUUUAUGAAUGUGCCCUGUUGCUGAGCACUGAUGGACCUGAUUAGAUUCUUUGCACAAACUUGUUAGGAUUAGCCAUUUGGGAUGAAUGAGAUGGCUGAUGCUGAACCUGUGCCUUGGGGUAGAAAAUGAUUUUUUUUUUUCUUGACUUAAACACCCCAAGCCUUAAAAUACUAUGUAUUGUGAUACUAUAGUUCUGUACAGGUGUACAUAAAUGUACAAGAAUGUAAAUUGUUGUAUACAAUGCGAUUGUGUAUUAUGUGGUUUUCUACGAUAUAAAGUAGAAUACCUUACCAAUUCUAUCACUAUAAUUUUUGGUCAUUUUAAUAUUAUUCUAUUCUAGUAUUGUUACAGUAUUGACUAUUUAUUUAAGUUACUUUGGUGGAACUAUUUAUUUUGUGCUGCAGAGGAGCAAGUCUCCUAUCUUUUUGUACUUUUAUACUGUUAUUCUUAUUUACUAUUCUAUCAUUAUGUUUAAAUUAUUGUUGUACCAUCAAGAUGCCUCUUCCACACACUGAUUGGCCUCAAUGUGAAAUAUGUGCCUUGGUGAAAUUAAGUAAUAAAGAAUGUGCACAACA